UGGCCCGAGGGAAGGCCGGGCAGGCCAGGGCCCCAGAUGGUUCCUGUCAGGGAAGUCGCGGGCGCAGCUGCAGGCCCCGGCCCGGCAUUAUCACGGGGACACAGCUGGCUGCCUCACCCACAGGCUGCAGGGAGACCUUCCCCCGCCUGCAGCCCCAGGCCCGCCCCGAGUCACAUGAGCCCCGGGGCUCCCACCCCCUCCCCAGGGCUGAGGACACCCAGUCGGCAGCCAGCAGGCCCCGGCUUUCCAGGGACAGAGGCCCAACUCCAGGACAUCCCAGCUGGCCCAGCCCCUCCUCCUUCGCUUGAGGCCCCCGGAGGUCGGGAAAGGCGGUCCCGGAAGAGGCCUGUCCUGGGCCCCAGGCCGGCCCCUGAGCGUGGCCCUCCCCAUGCCGGCUCCGAGACUGAGGGACAGGUUGGCUGGUUCAGCCUCGGGGUCCACCUGCCGCUCCAUGUCGCAGACGCACCCCGUGCUGGAGAGCGGCCUCCUGGCAUCUGCCGGCUGCUCAGCUCCCCGGGGUCCCAGGAAGGGCGGCCCAGGCCCAGUGGACAGGAAGGCUAAGGCCUCAGCGAUGCCGGACUCCCCAGCGGAGGUGAAGACACAGCCUCAGUCCACACCCCCCAGCAUGCCGCCCCCACCACCUGCCACGUCCCAGGGAGCCACACGCCCCCCGUCCUUCACACCACACACACAUCGAGAGGACGGGCCUGCAGCACUGCCCCACGGCCGUUUUCAUGGCUGCUUAAAAUGGUCUAUGGUCUGUCUCUUGAUGAACGGAAGCAGCCCCUCGCCAACAGCCAUCAACGGCGCACCAUCGACACCCAACGGCUUCAGCGAUGGCCCGGCCACCUCGUCCACGGCCUCCCUGUCCACACAGCAGCUGCCCCCGGCCUGCGGGGCCCGGCAGCUCAGCAAGCUCAAGCGCUUCCUCACCACCCUGCAGCAGUUCGGCAGCGACAUCUCCCCAGAGAUCGGGGAGCGGGUGCGCACGCUGGUGCUGGGCCUGGUGAACUCGACGCUGACGAUCGAGGAGUUUCACUGCAAGCUUCAGGAGGCCACCAACUUCCCUCUGCGGCCCUUCGUCAUUCCUUUCCUGAAGGCAAACCUGCCCUUGCUGCAGCGGGAGCUCCUGCACUGUGCCCGGCUGGCCAAGCAGACACCCGCCCAGUACCUGGCCCAGCACGAGCAGCUCCUGCUGGACGCCAGUGCCUCCUCCCCCGUCGACUCCUCAGAGCUGCUGCUGGAAGUCAACGAGAACGGCAAGAGGAGGACGCCCGACAGGACCAAAGAGAAUGGGUCGGACCGUGACCCGCUGCACCCUGAGCACGUUGGCAAACGGCCAUGCACCCUGAACCCUGCCCAGCGCUACAGCCCCAGCAACGGGCCAGCACAGCCCCCACCGCACUACCGCCUGGAGGACAUGGCCGUGGCCCACCACUUCCGAGACCCCUACCGCCACCCAGACCCCCAGGAGCUGCGGGAGCGCCAGCGGCCGCUCGUGGUGCCUGGGUCCCGGCAGGAGGAAGUGAUCGACCACAAGCUCACCGAGCGUGAGUGGGCAGAAGAGUGGAAGCACCUCAACAACCUCCUGAACUGCAUCAUGGACAUGGUGGAGAAGACGCGGCGCUCGCUCACGGUGCUGCGCCGCUGCCAGGAGGCUGACCGCGAGGAGCUCAACCACUGGGCGCGGCGCUUCAGCGACACGGAGGACGUGAAGAAGGGCCCCACUCCUGCCAGCGCCCGGCCCCGCAGCAGCUCUGCCGGCCCCGAAGGGGCUCAGCCAGACAUCCCCCGGGAGUUCCUGCCGAGGACCCUCACCAGCUACAUGCCUGAGGACAUCUGGAGGAAGGCGGAAGAGGCGGUGAAUGAGGUGAAGCGCCAGGCGAUGUCAGAGCUGCAGAAAGCCGUGUCGGACGCAGAGCGCAAAGCGCACGAGCUCAUCACCACGGAGCGCGCCAAGAUGGAGCGGGCCCUGGCCGAGGCCAAGCGGCAGGCCUCCGAGGACGCGCUGACGGUGGUCAACCAGCAGGAGGACUCCAGCGAGAGCUGCUGGAACUGUGGGCGGAAGGCCAGCGAGACAUGCAGCGGCUGCAACGCGGCACGCUACUGCGGGUCCUUCUGCCAGCAUCGGGACUGGGAGAAGCACCACCACGUGUGCGGCCAGAGCUUGCAGGGCCCUGUGGCCGUGGUGGCUGACCCGGUGCCCGGACCACCCGACACCGCCAACGGCCUGGGCCCCUCCCUGCCCAUGGGUGCUGCCAGCCCCAGCGAAGCCGGCUCUGCGGGGCCUUCUCGCCCCGGCUCUCCCAGCCUACCUGGCCCUCUGGACGCCGUGCCCCGCUGACCCGACUGGCCCCCGACCUGCUGGACACAGUACCCUGCCGACCCCACCCAGCUCUGGGCCCUCCGGAUGCCCAAUGCCCGGCCCGCCAGACGCUGCGCCCUGCCCAGCCCCAGGGAGCCGACCAAUUAGAGUCAGUGCUGCUACUGCCCCUCUCCAAAAGAAGACCCGGAACCAACAGAACCGCACCCAGUGCACCUGCCUCAGCUGCCUGAUGAUUCCGCGCACAGACCUCCUGGCGGCCUCUCUCCUCAGGCGUCUGCAGAAGCCUCCACUGAGCUUUAGAUGGCAGAACGAUGCCGCUGGAGUGUUGGCUCUGCCUGCCCAUCUCUUUCUCUCCCCCCAGCCCGUCUUCUCUCUCCUCUCCCCUCUGUCUCUGUGACUAUCACACACUUCGUCUUCAAUGACAAAUUCUAAUUGGUGGCUUACACUUUCAGCAAAGAAUUUGGGGGGGUUUUGUUUGUUGGCAAAAGAGCUACUCAGAAAUGGACAAAGAAAACUGUGGGGGUUCUCCCUCUCCUGAUGGAAAAGGGAGAAAGAAAGCUGUGAUUUUAUAGCUGGAGAUCUGCGCGCCAGGUGGGCCCCUCCCCCAGGGGCCUGAGGCAGAUUCUGGAAGACGGAAGGAAAGAUUUCAGUUUCUGACUCAAGAAGCAUUAUUGGUUUCAGAUUUUUUUUUUUUCCUAUAAUGUUAAACUCUUUGGCUUUAAGUAAAAAUCCAAAAAGUUUUUUAUAAAAGCAAAGGAAGCAUACUUGUGAACUACCUUGCUAGCUAGCCAGCCAAGGAUACCGGACACACCUCUGCUCCAAAGGAAAUCCAAAAACGCAAACACAAGACAUCAAAAUCCAAAAUCUGUUUGUUACUGCCAAAGUAUUUCUCCCACCGUAUUCCUUGCUCUUGGGUUUGUUUGGACGUGGGUCUUUUCUGUUUCAGUUUUGUUUGUGGGGUGUCGGGGUAUUGGGACGUGGAGGGUUUGCGCCCAGUGAGAAGCGACAUCUGUUUCCUUC
This is a messenger RNA of Saimiri boliviensis boliviensis (Bolivian squirrel monkey), 3346 nucleotides long. It is a transcript of the gene CBFA2T3, whose product is annotated as CBFA2/RUNX1 partner transcriptional co-repressor 3. Lineage: Eukaryota; Metazoa; Chordata; Mammalia; Primates; Cebidae. Gene Ontology annotation, biological process: negative regulation of DNA-templated transcription; DNA-templated transcription. Gene Ontology annotation, cellular component: nucleus. Gene Ontology annotation, molecular function: transcription corepressor activity. The record is from RefSeq and is a predicted model, not a curated record.